AUGUCUUCUUGUGAGCCAGGUCGUACUAGAGCUUAUUCCAAUGACAUGAGAUGGCGAAUUGUAUGGCUAAAGUUAUCAGAAGAACUGUCAUCUAGGCAAAUUGCAAAAAGAUUGUGCAUUGGAUUAGGUACAGUUAGUAGAACCAUUGAAAUAUUUCGGCAAACAGAAGAUGUUGAAAAGAGAAGAAUUACUAGUAGGCCUCAUAUUCGUGUUUUGACCGACUACCAUGAGUUUUUCAUCCUUGGACUUCUCAUGGACCAUCCAGCAUUGCAGCUAGAGGAGUUAUGCCACAUUAUUAAAGAGGCAACAAAUGUUAAUGUAUCACCACCAACUAUUUGCCGAUUGCUAAAGAGGUAUGGAUACACAAGAAAAAUUAUCAGGAGGAUAGCCUUACAGAGGUCUGUAGCUGUGAGAUCACUGUAUUUAGCUCAAAGCUACAUGUAUGACUCUAGAUGUUUCAUUUGGCUGGACGAAACGGGAAAUGACCGCCGCAACUUUCUUCGCAAAUAUGGGUAUGCAUUAAGAGGUGAACGUGCUACUAAACACACAUUUCUAUCAAGAGGAAAAAGAGUCAAUGCAAUUUUAGGUCUUUCCUUAACUGGAAUCGUUACAAGAUUACUACAUGAAGGAACAUUAGAUGGCAACAAAUUUUAUGACUUUGUUCGAGGUGAUCUACUCCCCCAGUUACAUUCAUUUGAUGGUGAAGCUGUCAAUUCUAUAGUCAUAAUGGACAACUGUGCAGUACACCACUGCUCAGAAAUAACAGCAUUACUACAUGACUGUGGCAUUGUAACUAUAUACCUUCCACCAUACAGUCCAGACCUUAAUCCUGUAGAAGAGGCAUUUAGCUACAUAAAAUCAUAUCUUAAAUUACAUGAAGAUGUACUAGAAGCCACAAAUGACCCUGUACCAAUAAUAAAUGAAGCCAUAAACAGUAUUACAAGUAAUAUGUGUAAACAAUGGAUUGCCCAUUCUGGGUAUGAAAUACAUAAAGAAUAA
Amphimedon queenslandica is the source of this 999-nucleotide messenger RNA. RefSeq lists its product as uncharacterized. The record is from RefSeq and is a predicted model, not a curated record. The transcript has a single exon. The coding region runs from base 1 to 999 and encodes 332 amino acids. Lineage: Eukaryota; Metazoa; Porifera; Demospongiae; Haplosclerida; Niphatidae. Gene Ontology annotation, molecular function: nucleic acid binding.